CAGCUCAGUCGCAAAACAACAUUCGAGUAGGUCGGAACAACUUCUGCUCUUGCGCAGUUAACUAAGCACCGAACUAGAUUCCACAUUCUAAUUUACAUUAUUGCGAUAGUUUUACAUACAUACUCAAAUAUACCUCAAAAUAAAAUCAUAAAUUCAUAAACCAUAUCUAAAAUAAAUUUACUUUAAGAAACUAAAGUAAAUAUUCGUUAUUUUCCAUUGCUGAUAAAUAAUUAAUUUAUCAGUUGCAUUUGCCAGUAGUGAACGAUCAUGGCUUUCAUGAAACAAAGGAAUCGGGAAAGUGAAACUUUAGUAUUUUAUGUCAAUGGCAAAAAGAUUAUCGAGAACGUCGUUAAUCCCGAAUGGACAUUAUUGGUAUAUUUAAGAAACAAACUCUCACUAUGUGGAACGAAAUUGGGAUGCGGGGAAGGUGGAUGCGGUGCUUGUACUGUUAUGGUGUCCAAAUACGAUCGAAAUACGCAGGAAAUUAUCCAUUAUCCAGUAAAUGCUUGCUUAGCACCGGUAUGCUCGAUGCAUGGAUUAGCUGUGACCACAGUGGAGGGUAUUGGAUCAACUAAAACUAAGCUACAUCCGGUACAGGAACGUAUUGCCAAGGCACAUGGCUCACAAUGUGGAUUCUGUACACCUGGGAUUGUUAUGUCUAUGUAUACACUUUUGAGAAACCAAGGAAAGCCAAAAAUGGAAGACUUAGAUGUGACUUUCCAAGGAAAUCUUUGCAGAUGUACCGGUUACAGACCUAUUAUUGAAGGGUACAAAACAUUUACUGAAGAUUGGGAAGUGAUGCAAGCUACCAAUGAGAUAAGCAACGGUAAAGUUAAUGGUUUAAAUGGGUGUGCCAUGGGUGAUAAAUGUUGCAAAUUGCAACCAAGUGAUGAUAAUAAAUUGUUUGUGCCAAGCAAAUUUGUACCAUAUGACAAAUCCCAAGAACCAAUAUUUCCGCCAGAGUUAAAAUUAACAACUGUUUAUGACAUGCAGUCUUUGGUCUUCAAAGGAAAUAAUGUCACUUGGUAUAAACCAACAUCAAUGGAUGAACUUCUUCAAUUAACACAAAAAUAUCCUACCGCCAAAAUAAUUGGAGGUAACACCGAAGUUGGAGUGGAAGUUAAGUUUAAAGGGCAACUCUAUCCAGUAUUGAUUUAUCCGUCGCAUGUUAAGGAACUUUCCCAGAUUGAAGUUACUACUCAUGGUAUAUCAAUUGGUGCUGCUGUCACUUUAGAUAAAAUCGAAUCUACUUUUAAAACUGUCAUAAAAACUAAGCCAGAAUGGGAAACACGAAUUUGCCAAGCAGUUGUAGAAAUGCUGCAUUGGUUUGCCGGUAAACAAAUUCGAAGUGUUGCUUCAAUUGGUGGUAAUAUCAUGACUGGAAGUCCAAUUUCUGAUCUCAAUCCAAUUUGGAUGGCAAUUGGAGCACGUUUGCAUUUAUGUAGUGUUUCUGGCACUCGAACUGUUCUUAUGGAUGAACAUUUUUAUACAGGAUAUCGGAAAACAAUUGUCAAUCCUGGUGAAAUUUUGCAAGCCAUAGAAAUACCAUUUACCCAUCAAAAUCAAUAUGUUUUUGCACAUAAACAGUCUCGUAGACGAGAUGAUGACAUUGCAAUUGUAAACUGCGCUGUAAAUGUCUGUAUUUCUAAAUCUCCAGAAUAUAAAAUUGAAGAUAUCAACAUUGCUUUUGGUGGAAUGGCGGCAACCACCAUCUUGUCUAAGAAAAUCAAACAAUUAAUUGGACAAAGGUGGGAAGAAAAGAUGUUAGAAAAUGCAUAUCAAUUGCUUUUGGAUGAUCUUCAAUUGUCUGAAGCAGCUCCAGGUGGUAUGGUCGCUUAUCGACGUUCUCUUGCAAUGAGUUUAUUUUUCCGCACUUAUCUUAACAUUUCCAAACAAUUAAAUCAUUGCAUAGAUUCAAGAAAUCUUAGCGCGUUGGAUAAAUUUACUCCAAAAACACCAAAAAGCAGUCAGUAUUUUCCAGUUGAUAAAAAUCAACUUGGAUCGGAUCCAAUUGGUCGUCCAAUUGUUCACACUAAUGCCUUGAAUCAGGCAACCGGAGAAGCAGUUUAUACUGAUGAUAUGCCCAGAUACGAACAUGAAUUACAAUUGGCUCUGAUCUAUACCAAAAAAGCGCAUGCUAAAAUUCUGUCAGUAGAUAUCAGCAACGCACUAAAACAUCCAAAUGUGAUUGAUUACGUACUCCCUGAAGACAUCCCAGAAGGUCUUAAUAUAUGUGGGAUUUUUGGCGAUGAAGAAUAUUUUCGUGCCAACUUGGUAACCAGUCAAUAUCAAGUCUUAGGAGGCAUUUUAGCAACCGAUCUCCUUUCAGCGAGAAAAGCUGUCAAUUUUGUCAAUGUAACUUAUGAAGAAUUAAAACCCAUCAUAACCAUUGAAGAAGCCAUUGAAAAUAAUUCAAUGUUUACAUUUGAAGCAAAAUUGGACCGCGGUGAUGUUGCAAAAACCUUUAGCAACUGCAAACAUAUACUUUCAGGUGAAGCACGAACUGGUUAUCAAGAACAUUUUUACAUGGAACCUCAUGCUUACCUAGCAGUACCAAGAGAAGCUGAAGAAAUUGAAAUUUAUUGUGCAAAUCAGGAACAUGCGCAGACUCAAGAGAUUCUUGCAAAGUUACUGGGAAUAAAACAACAUAAAAUUGUCGUGAAAGUUAAAAGAGUUGGAGGGGCGUUUGGGGGCAAAGAAAUGGUGGGAAGGAAAUAUGCAGGAUACGUAGCUCUCGCUGCAAAGAAAACAAAAAGACCUGUUAGAUUAGUCCUGGAAAGAGAUGAGGAUAUGGCGGGGACAGGUGGACGUAAUCCAUUCUUGGUUAAGUAUAAACUGGGAUUUGACGAUAAUGGUAGGAUUCAUGCUGUAACAGUGGAAUCAUAUCUGAAUGCUGGUCAUUCCGCUGAUCAAUCAUUUUGGGUAAUGGCCCAUGGACUUUCUCAUUGCACCAACUCUAUGUGCAUUCCAAAUGUUGAUGUUGUUGGAAAAAUAUGUAAAACAAAUCUACCAACAAACACAUCUUUUCGUGGGUUUGGUAAUCCUCAAACCAAUUUUGCUGCGGAGUGUAUGAUCCGCGACGUUGCUGAAUACCUGAAGAAGGAUUUGAUUGAAAUUGCAAGAAUUAACAUGUAUAAUGAAGGUGAUCGUACAAUAUAUAAUCAGCCGAUAAUCAAUUGCAAUAUUCGAAGAUGUUUUGAAGAAGUUCUUGUUAACUCCGACUUUUACAAAAGAAAACAGGAGAUCGAGGAAUAUAACAAAGUGAACCGUUGGAGAAAACGUGGUAUUGAUAUAGUUACCACCACAUAUGGUAUUGGUUAUGGGUACGACAGCUUUCAGCAAGCUGGUGCUCUGGUUUUAAUUUACAAAGAUGGCUCUGUGUUAUUAACUCACGGUGGAGUAGAAAUGGGCCAAGGAUUACACACUAAAAUGAUACAGGUUGCCAGUAAAGUUCUUGGCAUACCUAUUGAUAUGAUUCACACGAGCGAAGUGAGCACUGAUAAAGUGCCUAACACCAUUCCGACUGCUGCAAGUGUUUCUUCUGAUUUAAAUGGAAUGGCGGUGAAAAACGCAUGUGAAAAAAUUAACGAACGUCUAGAACCAAUCAAAUCUAAGAACCCAAAUGACCAUUGGGAGAAAUGGAUUCAAACAGCUUUUGAUCAACGCAUAAGUCUUUCAGCUACUGGAUUUUAUUGUGAACCACCUGUUAACUUUGAUUGGUUUACUAAAACUGGGGACAAGCUUCAUAAUUACUACUCUUUUGGAGCUUCUGUAACAGAAGUAGAGAUUGAUUGUUUGACUGGAGAUCAUAAAAUUCUGAGAACUGAUAUUGUCAUGGACGUUGGCAACAGUCUUAAUCCCGCCAUUGAUAUUGGUCAAAUUGAAGGAGGAUUUAUACAGGGUUAUGGAAUGUACGUAAUGGAGGAAAUGGUUGUUUCACCAGAUGGUACCUUUUUAACUAAGGGACCAGGAGCUUAUAAAAUUCCAGGUUUUGGAGAUAUUCCUAUUGAAUUUAACGUUGCAUUAUUAGCAAAUUCUUCAAAUCCAAAAGCUGUUUAUUCAUCAAAAGCCGUUGGAGAACCACCGUUGAUUUUAGCGUCGUCGGCUAUUUUUGCUAUAAGGGAGGCAAUCAAAGCGGCUCGUAAAGAAAAUGGCAUCGAGGAGAACUUCCGGUUGAAUGCGCCUGCAACAGCGGAACGAAUUAGAAUGGCUUGUGAAGAUCACUUAACUAAAAAAGUUGAUCCGAUCAAAUCUACCUGGAGAGUAGAGCACCUUUAAUAUAGUUUUUUAGUUCUAUGUUUAAAGUGCCAUUUUUCCACGGUUUUUAGACACAAUAAUGGCAUUUUAACACGUUCACGACGGCGUGUACCACCAGUGGUACACGGCUCACUUGAAACGAAGCUUAUUCAUUUUUGACUACGUUAGGUUAUACUCGUAUCUGCUUCUCGCCUCACCUAAAGAAUCAGGGCCUUGCAUCUUUGUCACCAAAUGUGUCACUCGGAUUACACAUUAUAAUAAAUAGUGACCGACCGAAAUUUCAGUUUCGGCCAAGAAAUUUAGUUUCGGCUUCAAUUUCGUUUUUGCUUUCUCAGUUCGCACGAAGUUUCGAUCGGACUCACCUGAAAGAACAAUCGCUUUUUGCUAUAGCAAUGCAUAACCACCAGUGGCGCACAGCUGAAGUAAUUAGACGGAGGUGAUAAUGCUCAAACGCCGCCCGAUGCGGCGGAGACUCAAAAACCGCGCCGUCGUCAACAUGUUAAAAACGGACGACCAGGGUCGUGAGUAAAGUACUUUACUCACGGGCGUUAUUCACGGGGCGGAGCAUGCGCCUGUGUAUUUGCUCACCGCACCUGACCGUAUGAAGGCGCUGCUGCUGCUAGAGUAUACUCGUAUAGCAGCCGCUGCUGCUGCUGGUCGACGUGCCACGGCAUUUAUUACCUUACGUUUCCCAGUAGUGUGCGAGCGAAUUUCGACGAUUUGAAAUACAAAAGUUCAAAGACAAAAACCACAACGUAGAAAUAGAGUGAAAAAAAUAGUGAAAACAGCACGUGGCUAAACUUUCUUAAACACACACGUGAAUAAAACUCCCGUUUAGUCAUUUGACUCUUAAUAUAUUAUUAUGUAUUUGCUAAUGCAAUUUAUUUUUGUGCAUAAAAUAGUUACAGUUACGUUCCGCACGUAAUUGUGCACCAUUCUAGAGUUUUAUUGACGCUUAAUUAUGUGAAAUUUACUGGGUGAAUACUGUAUUUGUAGUGUUAAAGUAUUAGUGUAAAGAAAAUUAUGUAAUCUAAAAGAAAUUAUAAAUAAUCUUGUUUGA
Dalotia coriaria is the source of this 5317-nucleotide messenger RNA. RefSeq names its product xanthine dehydrogenase-like. The record is from RefSeq and is a predicted model, not a curated record. Gene Ontology annotation, molecular function: iron ion binding; 2 iron, 2 sulfur cluster binding; FAD binding. Bases 268 to 4278 code for a protein of 1336 amino acids. The transcript is spliced from 5 exons. Lineage: Eukaryota; Metazoa; Arthropoda; Insecta; Coleoptera; Staphylinidae.